AUGGCAGCAACCCGCCUCCGCAAAACCUUCCACUACCCGGACUCCUCAGACGACGAAGACACCGUAGAAGCCGGCAUGGACGCACAAGACCAAGCGCACCUCCUCAGCUCACUGCGAUCCCACGACACGACCUCGACGCGCAUGUACACGCUCCUGCUGCUCGCGUUCCCCGCCACCAUUGCGCUAUUCACGCUGCCCGGACUCCUCGGCGCAUCGACCUUGAUACCCAGUUUCCUCGCGCUUGCGAGCCUGGCUGCGAGCGCGUAUACGCUGUACGUCCUGCCCCUUGCGCCGACGAGCCCGGUGAUCAUCGUUGACGGGCGGGAGGUGGCAAGCGGGAGGGGGAAAGCGGGGGUGGAGAGGAAGCAGGUGCCCUGGUUAUCCGAUGAGGCUCAGGAGGUGUUGGCGCAGUACAUUGUGCCUGCCAACGGGGCGGUGUGUGGGCUGUUGGCUGUUGCCGAGGUGGUGCAGGGGCGGGCGUGGAGCGAAGGCAUGAUGGUUGGGGGAGGAUAUCUGCCGGGCCUGGUGCUGACGGUUGUGCUGUGGGCGAGGAGGGAGCUUAGGGUUGUAGAUAUGAGCGCGCUGCAACAGCUGGCUAGUAGGUCAUGA
Ascochyta rabiei is the source of this 609-nucleotide messenger RNA. RefSeq lists its product as uncharacterized. The record is from RefSeq and is a predicted model, not a curated record. Lineage: Eukaryota; Fungi; Ascomycota; Dothideomycetes; Pleosporales; Didymellaceae. The transcript has 2 exons. Bases 1 to 609 code for a protein of 202 amino acids.